AUGAACGCCAUGAUUCCAACAAAAUGGUUUCUUGUGUUUGCAAUGAUGCCAAUCAUGUGCCUUAUGGAACACGAAACAUUGCCGGAAGGUUGCGUACGUGUAAAUCUUGAAAGCUUUCCAAGCACUGAUAAUAUUCGCACGUUACAAAAUGCCCUUGGACUGUAUUGCAACGCCUCAUAUUCAAAUAAGGGACUGGCUGGAAAUUGGAUUGGAAUUGCAGGUCCCGCACUAUCAAAAUGCGAAAUCUGCUGCGUACGUAAAAAUGAAAAUGGGACUCUACUCUAUAAAAUAGCUCAAGCUCCAAACCAAUUUCCCUGUGGGGUGGGCAAGGUAAAGUAUACAUUCUUCUUAAUAGGUUAG
Ixodes scapularis (black-legged tick) is the source of this 360-nucleotide messenger RNA. RefSeq lists its product as uncharacterized. The transcript has 3 exons. The record is from RefSeq and is a predicted model, not a curated record. Lineage: Eukaryota; Metazoa; Arthropoda; Arachnida; Ixodida; Ixodidae. Bases 1 to 360 code for a protein of 119 amino acids.